This is a messenger RNA of Catharus ustulatus (Swainson's thrush), 1093 nucleotides long. It is a transcript of the gene MMADHC, whose product is annotated as metabolism of cobalamin associated D. The coding region runs from base 78 to 968 and encodes 296 amino acids. Gene Ontology annotation, cellular component: mitochondrion. The record is from RefSeq and is a predicted model, not a curated record. Gene Ontology annotation, biological process: cobalamin metabolic process. The transcript is spliced from 8 exons. Lineage: Eukaryota; Metazoa; Chordata; Aves; Passeriformes; Turdidae.
CGGGGGCGGCUGAGCGCCGCCAUUUUGCAGGAAGAGAGGCAUUCGGGCCUGUCAGCGAGGGGAGAGCAGCGUCUGCCAUGGCCAAUGUGCUCUGUAACAGAGCAAGAUUGGUCACCUACCUGCCAGGCUUUUAUUCCUUGGUGAGAAGAGUUGGGGCUGCCAAAGCUUUUUCCACUGCAGGAUCCUCUGGCUCUGAUGAGCCUCACGUGGCUGCUGCACCUCCUGAUUUAUGUCCCAGGACAGUGUGGCCAGAUGAGGUGAUGGGGCCCUUUGGCCCCCAGGAUCAGCGCUUCCAGCUGCCUGGGAACAUCGGCUUCGACUGCCACCUCCAUGGCACAGCUUCCCAGAAGAAAUCCCAGCCCUCCAAGAGCCUCCCUGAUAUUUUAGCAGAGCCCUCAGCCAGUGAGAGGCACGAAUUUGUCAUGGCACAAUACAUCAAUGAAUUCCAGGGUUCUGGUGCUCCCCAGAAGCAGCAAAUCAAUAAUGCUGAAACCUACUUUGAAAAUGCCAAGGUGGAAUGUGCAGUGCAAGCCUGUCCUGAGCUGCUGAGAAAAGAUUUCCAGUCCCUGUUCCCAGAGCUGAAUUCCACCCAUCUGACUGUGCUCACUGUCACCCAGAAAACCCAAAAUGACAUGACUGUGUGGAGCCAGGAGGUGGAGGAUGAGAGAGAGAUGCUCUUAGAAAAUUUCAUCAAUGGUGCCAAGGAAAUCUGCUAUGCAAUUUCUUCUGAGGGCUACUGGGCUGAUUUCAUUGAUCCAUCCUCAGGACUGGCUUUUUUUGGGCCUUACACCAACACCCCCCUGCUGGAGACGGACGAGCGCUACCGGCAUUUGGGAUUUUCCGUGGAUGACCUGGGCUGCUGCAAAGUGAUCAGGCACAACCUUUGGGGCACCCACGUGGUGGUGGGGAGCAUUUUCACCAACGCUGAGCCUGACAGCCCCAUCAUGAGGAAACUCAGUGGGAACUGAGCCCUCCCACCCCCCUCAGAACCCCUCAGGUUCUCUGUGCUUUGACUUGGAUGGUUCUCCCUCAGUGGCGGCAGGAGUUCCUCACUUCCCAAGUGUUCUUAGAGAAUAAAAGUAGCUGUUAUUUA